AUGGUGAACUUUUAUCGCCGGUUUCUCCCGAACUGUGCCGAUACUAUCCUACCUCUGACCAGUCUCCUCUCAGGUCCCAAGCGCACCUUUGAACUUACACCAGCAGCACUCACGUCACUUGAGCAGGUAAAAGCCCUUCUGGCUGAUGCCACCCUCCUGACUCACUUUCAUGCUGAUUCACCCAUAUCUCUGAUGGUCGAUGCCUCCAAUGUUGCUGUUGGCGCGGCUCUUCAACAAAGUCUGCCGGAUUCUACCGUGCCUUUGGCUUUCUUCUCCAAGAAACUAUCCAAGGCCGAAACCCGCUACAGCACAUUCGGACGUGAAGUUAUCACCGCUUAUCUUGCCGUAAGGCACUUCCGGCAUUUACUCGAAGGUCGAGAGUUCACAAUUUUCACUGAUCAUAAGCCACUCACGUUUGCGAUGCAUUCCCACUCUGACAAGCUAAGCCCCCGGGAGAUCCGUCACCUGGACUACAUUUCGCAGUUCACUUCAGACAUCCGCCAUAUUGACGGGUCAAGGAAUGAGGUGGCUGACGCACUGUCCAGGCCCUCUUUUGCUCAUCUUCAGCUUUCACCCGGGAUAGACCCCGCUGAGAUGGCCGCUGAACAACGCCGUGUCGGUCCACCCUGUGAUGAGGAUGUUUCCGGACUCCAACUUCAGGAACUACCACUGACAACUGGCAACGGCACCAUCUUAUGCGACGUAUCCACCCCUUCCCAUCGUCCAUUUGUGCCUCCAUCUCUCCGCCGCAAAGUUUUCUCCUCCCUGCACUAUCUAUCUCACCCUGGGAAUCGAGCAACCGACAAGCUGGUUUCCGACCGCUUCGUCUGGCCUGGCAUGCACAAGGAUCUCAAGGCAUGGACACGGACUUGCAUCGCCUGUCAACGGAGCAAGAUCCAGCGGCAUAACAAGGCUCCCAUUGGUACCUUCGCCCGCCCUGGUGCAAGGUUCAGCCACGUUCACCUGGACAUUGUAGGCCCCCUGCCUCUGUCCAAUGGUUGUUCCUAUCUCCUCACCUGCGUGGAUCGGUUCACUCGGUGGCCUGAAGCAAUUCCCCUGCCUGACAUUGCUGCUCCAACGGUGGUCAAGGCUUUUCUCAGUCGUUGGGUUGCUAUCUUUGGUGCACCCUCCACAAUCACGACUGACCGUGGUGCCCAAUUUGAGUCUUACCUCUUCCAGUCUUUACUCUACUUUUUAGGCUGUACCCGCAUUCGGACGACAGCCUAUCACCCGGCUGCUAACGGGAGGGUCAAGCGGUUUCAUCGCCACCUGAAGGCCUCCCUACGCGCCGCGGCCGAUCCGGAGAACUGGACGGACCACCUUCCCCUGGUCCUCUUGGGCAUCCGCUCCGCUCUGAAGCCGGACCUUGAUUGUUCCGCAGCUGAACUGGUGUUCGGCUCCAACGUCCGACUCCCCGGUGAGAUGAUCUUGCCAAGCCCUCAAGGUGCAGUUGAGGAUCCCACCAACCUCCUGCAUCGCCUCCGGCAGUUUAUGCGGACACUUUCUCCGGUUCCUCCCAGGUCCUCCGCCUCUCCGUCUUAUCUCGAGAAGGACUUGACAACGUGCUCUCACGUCUACCUUCGAUGUGAUCGAGUCCGCCGGCCUCUGGAACCGCCCUAUGACGGCCCAUUUCGGGUGCUCUCUAGCGGGCCGAAGACUUUCCGCAUUCAGCGCGACAAUCGUGAAGACGUCGUGAGUGUGGACCGCCUCAAGGCUGCCGUCCCUGACACUCCUCCGGAUGAGCCCUGUGGUCCUCAACCUUCUGCUUCUCCCCACGGAGCCUCUAUUCCACCCUCCCGUAUUUUCCCUCUGCCCUCCUGUCCGCCAUCUCCGACUGCCACCACCAACUCCAACACUUCCGCCACCAGAUUUAUUCACUCUUAUACGGACCCUGUAUAUAUCACUCGUAGUGGUCGUCAUGUACACUUUCCUGAUCGAUUGGUCACGCAUUUCUUUUAG
Messenger RNA from Spirometra erinaceieuropaei, 1959 nucleotides. The record is from the annotation of a GenBank genome assembly. NCBI's taxonomy places the organism in Eukaryota, Metazoa, Platyhelminthes, Cestoda, Diphyllobothriidea, Diphyllobothriidae.